CUCCUGAACCAAGCUGCAGAAUGGAAGCUCCAGGCCAAAAUGUUAAAGGAGCAAGAGACUGUCCUGCAGGCACAGAUCACUCUCUACUCUGAAAGGUUUGAAGAAUUUCAGAAAACAUUGACCAAAAGCAAUGAAGUAUUUGCCACUUUCAAACAGGAGAUGGAGAAAAUGACAAAGAAAAUGAAGAAGUUGGAAAAGGAUACUGCUACAUGGAAAUCCAGGUUUGAGAACUGUAACAGAGCAUUACUGGACAUGAUUGAAGAGAAAGCCAUGAGGUCCAAGGAAUAUGAAUGCUUCAUGCUGAAAAUCCAGAGGCUAGAGAACCUUUGCCGGGCUCUGCAGGAAGAGAGGAAUGAAUUGUACAAAAAAAUAAAGCAAGCACAGUUCCCUGAAGAGAUGAAUGGAAAUGGCAUAUUGGAAGAAGAUGAUGACGCUGAUACGAGCCCUUCCUCCUCUGAGCAGGCAAGCAUUGAGCUGUGCACUACUGACGAGAACAUGCUGAAGGAGCUGGCUGAAGCUUUCAAGGUGUCCCACAAGGCAGAGGAGUCCCUCCCAAGCAACAGCAGCAAUCCAGAGACCGGUGACACUCAAACCUGUAAUGCUGUCCUGGUGCCAGAGCUCCCCUCUUCUCUCACCCCAUGGCCAGAGGCCGGGAAUCACUGUGAGCAGCCCAGCACGAGCACACCAGCGCCCACUGAACACAUGCCAGCACCCACUGGGAGCACGCCAGUGCCCACUGAAAAUAUGACAACGCCCACUGAGAACGUGCCAAAGCCCACCAAAAGCAUGCCCGCGCUCCCAGAAAGGGUGCCACCACCCACAGAAAGUGUGCCAAUACCUCCCAAGAGCGUGCCAGUACCCACUGAGAAUACGCCAAAACCCACUGAAAGCAUGCCAGCAACCCCCGAAAACGUGCCAACACCCACACAAAACAUGCCCACUCCCCUUGGGAAUACUGUGCCAGUACCCACAAAAAGUGCACCAAAAGCUGCAGAACAUGUGGAUGACCCAGUGGAGCCAUCUGUCCACGGUCAGUCUGCAGAGCAAACAGGGGACACAGACAUGGAAGCAGUGGAUUGA
Fulmarus glacialis (Northern fulmar) is the source of this 1080-nucleotide messenger RNA. It is a transcript of the gene TXLNB, whose product is annotated as taxilin beta. The annotation marks the transcript as partial. The record is from RefSeq and is a predicted model, not a curated record. Gene Ontology annotation, molecular function: syntaxin binding. NCBI's taxonomy places the organism in Eukaryota, Metazoa, Chordata, Aves, Procellariiformes, Procellariidae. The transcript has 4 exons.